This is a messenger RNA of Microdochium trichocladiopsis, 2163 nucleotides long. RefSeq lists its product as uncharacterized. The transcript has a single exon. NCBI's taxonomy places the organism in Eukaryota, Fungi, Ascomycota, Sordariomycetes, Xylariales, Microdochiaceae. Gene Ontology annotation, cellular component: cytoplasm. Bases 1 to 2163 code for a protein of 720 amino acids. The record is from RefSeq and is a predicted model, not a curated record. Gene Ontology annotation, molecular function: phosphatase activity.
AUGCUCGGGGGCAGUUCUGAGCCUCUCUCUCCUGCCGCCGCCGCCUCGCAGCCCGAGUCUCGCGAGACGAUCGAGAAGUUUCGACCAUCAUCAUCAGCAGCACCAGCAGCACAAGUCCUCCCGCGACACUGGGACGACCUGGCCGACGAAAAGCGACAGCAGCGACACUGGCACGAAGCAGUAGCGGCGGCGGCUGCUGCACGGCUACGAACUAUUACGACAACGACCCUGACACAGCCACAACGUCGCGACCCGGCGCGGUACCCCAGUCACGCGGGCCAUCGCCACCUCCGCCGCCGCCAGGCAGCCAUUCUGCUCUUCUUGACAGGGGCAGCAGCGCUCGUGGUGGUGGUGGUAGUGCUAGGCUGUGGAUUGACUAGUCAUCUCCCGUUUGGUUCCUGUCCUUUGUCGCUGCCAAGGCAGCAGCAGCAGCAGCAGCAGCAGCACUUCCAGCAACAACAGCACACAGCCAUGUCCGGGCAGUACAUGCCUUCCAAGGUCGGCGGCGGCGAUAAUAAUGGCGAUCAGGAUUAUGGAGUCCAGCAGCAACGGUGGGCACAGGACGGGGAGAGCUACCUUGAGAACCGGCCGACGCGCGACGCGACGCUGAACCCGCGCAAGGUCGCUGACCUGCCGGCACGGUACCUACCGGGAUACGGCCACUCCUCGGAUGUCGCCGUUACCGACACCACGACGAAUCCUGCCGAUACCAGUGGUGCAGACGACGCGCUGGCGUCAAAGAAGAGGCCGUCGUCGUCGUCGCCACCGCACCACCCGCCGUGGAAAGCCGGCCGGCCCAGGGUGAUCAUCAUCGGCGACGUCCACGGAGAGCUCGAGAUCCUGGAGGAUCUGCUGCGCAAAGUCGGGUACACCCCACGCGCACAGGGCGGAAGGGACCACGUGAUCCUCGCGGGAGACAUAAUCAACAAGGGCCCCGACACACCGGGUGUGCUGGACCUGGCGAUCCGGGAGGGGUUCAGCGGAGUCAGGGGAAACCAUGAUGACUACUUGUUGAGGUUGUUUGACGAGCAUGGUCCUGGCAAGCAGAAGGGCAAGAUGGCAGUUGUUGAUGAUGGUGCGGCCGUGUCCGAUGAGGACGGGGAGAGCGACUCCAGGGGUAGCAUUGAUGAGGAGGAGGAUGAGGAUGAGGAUGAGGACGAGGACGACAACGACGAGGAGAGCAUCAGCAACAUGCUCGGGGACACCAGCAUAAGCAGACAGCAACAACACAGCCUUGGUGGCAGCAAUGCCGACGGCGACGACAACGACCACGACACGAGCUCCGGCGAUGCGGCGGCCAGCAAGAAGCACAAGAAGCACGGCAAGCACAAACACAAAGGCAAGAAAAAGAAGCACAAGAAAGGGAAAAAGAAGAUCCCAAAGAAAGACCGCCUCGGCCUCGCCAUAAUCCGGUCCUGCACGCCCGAGCAGCGGCGCUGGCUCGCCAACCUGCCGCUGAUCCUGCGCGUGGGCCACAUCCCCCAUACAACAACACCAACAACGUCCCUAUCGGCUGAUCUCGGCUCGGAUGGUCUAGAGUCGUCCGUGGCCAAGCUGUUGACGCCGUAUGGUGGGCAGAUGGUCGUCGUGCAUGGCGGUCUUGUCCCUGGCAUUGCGCUCGAGAAGCAGGACCCCUGGGCGCUACUGCAUAUGCGGACGCUCCUGCUGGAGAAGAAGGAGAAAAAGCAGAAACACGGGAAGAAGAAGGGCAAGGAUAAUAAGCACAAGCGCGAGAGUGGGGACCACGAAGGCCGGGCUACUGCCAACGACAGCGCCGGUACCACUGAGGAAGAAGAAGGAGAGGAUGACAACGUUGACAACGACGCCGACGCCGGUCCAAUAACGACAAUGACCCCGCUCGAAACCCGCGAGGGCAAACCCUGGGCCCGCGUCUGGGACAAGUUCCAGCGCAAGCACGUAGCCUCCCGCACAGACCGGACAACUGUGGUGUUUGGGCACGACGCGAAAGCCGGACUGCAGAUCGGCGAGUACUCGUUCGGUCUGGACACGGGAUGUGUCGCGGGCGGCAAGUUGACGGCCAUGGUGUUCUUUGAGGCCGCCGUGGGGAUUGACGCGGACGAGUCCACGGGCCCACGCGAGGAGGGGGUCGUGCGUGUUGCGCACGAGUUUUACAGUGUUUCUUGUAAAGAGCGAGCGGCGUGA